Molecule: messenger RNA, 1151 nt
Organism: Pelecanus crispus (Dalmatian pelican)
Lineage: Eukaryota; Metazoa; Chordata; Aves; Pelecaniformes; Pelecanidae
Source: RefSeq, a predicted model, not a curated record
AGUCAAGAUGACAGAUUUGCUUUCACUGCUGAAUGGUAUGAUCCAAAUGCUUCACUCUUUCGGCGUUAUGAACUUCUGUAUUAUCCAAAAGAUGGAUCAGUGGAAAUGUAUGAUGUGAAGAACCGUCGCACCUUUCUGAAGCGCACCAAGUAUGAGAGCUUACACCUUGAGGAUUUAUUUGUGGGCAACAAAAUUACUGUUUUCUCCCGUCACCUAUCCUUAGUGGACUAUGGGGAUCAAUAUACAGCACGCAAGCUGGGGAGCCGCAAAGAGAGAACGCUGGCUUUAAUUAAACCUGAUGCAAUGCCCAAGAUCGGAGAAUUAAUUGAUAUCAUUAUUAAUGCAGGAUUUACAAUAACUAAGGCCAAAAUGAUGGUGCUUUCAAGAAAAGAAGCAGCUGAUUUCUACGUAGACCAUCAAUCAAAACCUUUUUAUAAUGAUCUUCUCCAGUUUAUAACGAGUGGUCCCAUUGUUGCUAUGGAAAUCUUAGGAGAUGAUGCAGUUUGUAAAUGGAAAACAUUGCUGGGGCCAACAAACUCUGCAGUGGCUCAGGCUGAUGCACCAGACAGCAUUAGAGCGAACUUUGGACAUGAUGGUCUAAGAAAUGCAGCUCACGGCCCAGAUUCAGUUGCUUCAGCUGCUCAAGAGCUGGAGUUGUUCUUUCCCUCCAGUGGAGGUCGCGGACCAGUCAACAGUGCAAAAUUCACAAACUGUACUUGUUGCAUUAUUAAGCCUCAUGCAGUUAAUGAAGGGCUAGCUGGAAAGAUUAUAAAAGCCAUCAUCAAUGAAGGAUUUCAGAUCUCAGCUUUGCAGAUGUUCAACAUGGAGCGUGCAAAUGUGGAAGAAUUUUAUGAGAUUUACAAAGGUGUCGUUGCUGAAUACAUGGAGAUGGUUACAGAGUUGUGUUCAGGCCCUUGCAUAGCAAUGGAGAUUAUACAACCCGAGCCUCCAAAAGUGUUCAGAGACUUCUGUGGUCCUUCUGACCCUGAAAUAGCCCGUCAUCUCCGACCUGGAACUCUGCGUGCUGUCUUUGGGAAGAACAAGAUUCAGAAUGCUGUCCACUGCACAGACCUACCUGAAGAUGGACUUUUGGAGGUAAGACUUGCUAGAAAAACGUGCUUUUAUAUCAGAAGAAGUUUUAAAGUGAAAAG